AGAGAGAGAGAGAGAGAGAGAGAGAGAGAGAGAGAGGCGCUCCAGAUGGUGUUUAAACGCAGACAGAAGGCUACAGCGAGGACACAGAGAGGAGGAGGAGGAGAGCGCCGUGCGCACUGUGCGCUUCAUCACCGAGGACAAAACAAGACCGGGAAAAAAAAAAAAAAGCCCUGAAAUAUCCAGAACUGACGGGUAAAUCAGAGUUUGAUUUGCUUUUUGCUGAAAGUGUCCCCCCCCCUCCUCUGGGGAGAAGUGAAGGUUUGACGAGGCGACCAUCUGAGGCGCAGCUCGGAGGAUCCGCGCGUCGGAGGAGGAGGAAAAGAACCGCGGAGGUGGAGCAGUCUGUCCGCAGCCUGCUGCACAACAAACACAGGAUUAAAGAGAAAAAAAAAGAUUUGUCUUUCCUGUCAGAUGGAUGAGAACUUGUCUCUGACUCCCCGGACUGCGGCCAAGCUGUGAACUUUUCAGAAAAUCAGGUUGUAAAGUUGGAAGAAGAGGGAAUAAAGACGCAGCCUGCAGCUCAGAAGAGCCGCAUCUUCAUCCUGCUUCACGUGGACGCGAUCUGAGGACUUUCAGCAACACAUUUGUUCAUUUAAACACUUUUAGAUGCUGAAAACGGACGAUUAUUUUUGCAGUUAAGACACUGUGUCGUGUUCCUGUUUUUCUGGGAUGAUGUCUCACAGAGCGGAUCUACAGGACUGGAACAAGUUCUGAGUUAGAAACACCAGAAACCGCUUUUGCUUAAAAAAAAAAAACAUUUAUCUCCAACUGCAAAACCAAAGACAUCACUUUUCUUAAGGAUCCAAGCUUUGGUUUUAUUUCUUUUUUGUUAUUAUUUGAAAUAACUGAGACAAAUACCUCACAGUCUAAUUUAUUCAACCUGGAAUUCCUUUCUUUUCUUUUCUUUUUCGUUUUAUUUUUUUUUUUGAACAUCCAAAGGAAAGUUCAACAUUAAAUGUGAAAAGACUCGUUUUUUUCCCACUCUAUUUCAAAGAUAAAAAGGAAUAACAAAACAAAGGCUUUAUCCUUUUUUGUUCUCCCUCCAAAUGAUGGGGAUUGAGGCGGUUUAAAAACCAGUUAAGAAGCUGUUUGGUGUGGAUUAUCACCGCUGCCUUCCCUCAGCUUGACCUUCACCAAGUAGCAGAGUGCAGAAGGUUGGAACAAUGCCAGAUUCACCUGCGGAUGUAAAAACCCAGCCCAGGUCCACCCCACCUACCAUGCCUCCUCCACCCCCGGCUGUCAGCCAAGCAACAAGUCGCAACGCCUCUUUCACCCCAACCACUAGUAAAUCAAUGCUGAACGGGAGCAGUCAUUCUCCCACGUCGCUAAACGGUGCUCCAUCCACUCCCAAUGGCUUCAGCAACGGGCCGGCCAUGUCCUCCACGGCCUCGUUGUCCAACCAGCAGCUCCCGCCCGCCUGCGGAGCCCGGCAGCUCUGCAAACUGAAGCGCUUCCUGACGACGCUGCAGCAGUUUGGGAAUGACAUAUCGCCCGAGAUCGGAGAGAGGGUGCGCAGCCUCGUGUUGGGCCUGGUGAACUCCACUCUCACCAUUGAAGAGUUUCACUCCAAACUUCACGAGGCCACAAACUUCCCCCUGAGGCCUUUUGUCAUUCCUUUCCUAAAGGCAAACUUGCCUCUGCUGCAGAGGGAACUGCUGCACUGUGCCAGAUUGGCCAAACAGACUCCAGCUCAGUAUCUGGCUCAACACGAACAGCUUCUCCUGGARGCCAACGCCAGCUCGCCCCUCGACUCCUCUGAGAUCAUGCUGGAGAUGAACGAGCACGGGAAGAGAAGGACUCCUGACAGGACCAAAGACAGCGCAGAGAGAGACGGGCUGCACCCGGAGCACCUGGCCAAGAGGCCCUGCACCAUCAGCCCCAGCCAACGCUUCAGCCCCAGCACCGGCCUGCCCUCUCACCCGCCUCCCAACGGCCUCUCCACACACCCUCCCAACGGCCUGCCCCACCCGCCCAACCCCCAAAUGGGACCUCAGCACUACCGCUUGGAAGACAUGGCCUUGGCACACCAGUACAGAGAUGCAUUCAGACACAGCGAACACCGAGACAGCAGAGACAGGCACCGGCAGACAGCAGUGCACGGAGCUCGCCAAGAGGAGGUGAUUGAUCAUCGUCUUACAGAUCGAGAGUGGGCAGAAGAAUGGAAACAUCUUGAUAAUCUCCUAAACUGCAUCAUGGACAUGGUGGAGAAGACGCGGCGCUCCCUGACGGUGCUGCGACGCUGCCAGGAAGCCGACCGGGAGGAGAUGAAUCACUGGAUCCGCCGCUACAGUGACGUAGAGGAGAUGAAAAAAGGUGGGAGCAACGGACAGCACUGCCUUCCUCCAUCUACUACUACUCUUCCUCCUCCUCCUCCUCACCACAACUCCUCCUCCAACACAGCUAGCAGCAGCAGCGAGUCACUGCCCAUAGGAACUUCCUCGGCUGCUGAAAGGCAGACAGGCAGACAGACAGAGAUCCACAGAGACUUCCUACAUCGGCCUCCCUCAGGAUACCUGCCUGAAGAGAUCUGGAGGAAAGCCGGUACCACAAGCAUCCCGCUCUCCCCAGCACUAAAGCACCUCCAAAACAAGCAGGAAGAGGCGGUGAACGAGGUGAAGCGGCAGGCCAUGUCGGAGCUGCAGAAGGCUGUGUCGGACGCCGAGAGGAAGGCUCAUGAGAUGAUCUCUGCAGAACGCUCGAAAAUGGAGAGGGCGCUGGCCGAGGCCAAGAGACAAGCUUCUGAGGACGCGCUCACAGUCAUCAACCAGCAGGAAGACUCCAGUGAAAGCUGCUGGAACUGCGGGAGGAAAGCCAGCGAGACGUGCAGCGGCUGCAACACUGCUCGCUACUGCGGCUCCUUCUGCCAGCACAAAGACUGGGAGAAGCACCACCACGUCUGCGGCCAGGGCCUGCAGGGCGUCCCCCUGGGCACCCCGUCCUCCAGCUCGUCGGGCUCCUCCAGCGCACCCCCGACCCACUCUGAGAGCUCCCCUCCGGGACCCCUGUCCCUCGUGGGUCAGAGCGGCGUCGCGGGGGGUGCCGGCAGCGGCGGCAGCGUCUCGGCCAGCCCCAAAGAGAGCAGCUCCAGCAGUGCCUCCCGCUCCACGACUCCAGCCACCCCCGCCCUGCUGGACGCCACCUCCCGCUGACCCCUGUUGUGACAGUGGCCUAACUCCACACAAAACCAAACUGAGGAACCUCCAUUGCACACUGCUCCCUUUCCCACAACCUCAAUUAAUUAAACACUCGCAAACUUUUUUAAAAAACGAUUUGCUAUUAACAGACCGGUUUUCUCACCUUCUUCCUAAUGUUUUUCUGCCUCCUUUUCCAACCGCAGCCGCAGACACAAUGAUUCCAGCCAGGGGGGUGUCAUCGUCGUGUUAAAGCAUGCAGCGUCCCGUUAUCUCGUCAUAGAAACAUAUCAGAUGUGUUUGCCGAGCUGCGACUUGAAGAUGUGCCCUCGGUUACAUAAGCACGGUAAAUCUCCGUCCACACGAGGACACAGUAAGGGCUGUGAAAAGGCAGCAUGGGCGAGGAAUGACUAGGCCAAUUAGCACUUGGAUAGGAUUUCCCUUUAAUUUAGCACUAAUGGAAGAACAGCAAGCAGCCCCAAGCUGUGCACUAACAGUCCAAACAGUUCUCUGCGGCACUUCCUGUCUUUAACAAAGACGGAGCAAAGAGCGUAAACAUUUUUUUCCUUUUUUUUAUGUGUGAGGGAAGGGGUAAAGCCUUGAUGUGAUUAAUUCCUCAGAACACAGCUUAGUAUUUAUUAAAGGUUUCUUUCUGGCUUUAAAGGAAAACAAAGACAAGUCCAAAUAUUCUAAAUAAAGAAUAAUAGUGAUGCUGAGAAAAAAAUGAAUUAGUUUUAAACUGCUAACUACCUUGCUAGCGAGCCAAGAAAAUCUACACCGGACUCACCUCUCUGCAACCCAAAUAAAUUCAAAGAUGAUGAAAAAAAAAAAUAAUAAUAKCCUGAUCCAAACCUUUGUAUGACACUGCCAAAGUGAAAAACAUGAGCGAUAAAGAGAAGCACUCAUCUUAUAACCAAACGCAAAGCAACAACACCUCCUCAGCAGAAACAAAAAAAAGCCAGCCCUGAGAGGAUCGGGCCUGGAGGGGCUGCAGAACAUGAAUCCCACAUUCAAAUAAAAAAAACAUAAAAACUGUGACCUGCUUCGGUCUGUAGCCGCCUCCUGCAGUCCGGACACUCCACAAAGCUCCAGCGACUCCUCAGUGACGGCCCAGACUAGUGAAAAUGAACAACGCUGUGAAUUUGCCUACAAGCAAGGACUUCAUGAAACUGAUGGAAACCCUCCUGUGAACGGAGGAACGGGACGAAACACGGACUCAAAGGAGACGAAGAAACAUUUACAGGCAACAGAACUGCCAAAAAAAAUAAAACAAAAAACUCAGCAUAAGCUUGAAAACAUUUGA
Austrofundulus limnaeus is the source of this 4434-nucleotide messenger RNA. RefSeq names its product CBFA2/RUNX1 partner transcriptional co-repressor 3 (gene cbfa2t3). Gene Ontology annotation, biological process: DNA-templated transcription; negative regulation of DNA-templated transcription. Gene Ontology annotation, molecular function: transcription corepressor activity. Gene Ontology annotation, cellular component: nucleus. The record is from RefSeq and is a predicted model, not a curated record. Lineage: Eukaryota; Metazoa; Chordata; Actinopteri; Cyprinodontiformes; Rivulidae. The transcript has 12 exons. Bases 1164 to 3149 code for a protein of 661 amino acids.